Messenger RNA from Malurus melanocephalus (red-backed fairy wren), 1326 nucleotides. RefSeq names its product LIF interleukin 6 family cytokine (gene LIF). Lineage: Eukaryota; Metazoa; Chordata; Aves; Passeriformes; Maluridae. The transcript has 3 exons. Bases 1 to 636 code for a protein of 211 amino acids. Gene Ontology annotation, cellular component: extracellular region. The record is from RefSeq and is a predicted model, not a curated record. Gene Ontology annotation, molecular function: leukemia inhibitory factor receptor binding; cytokine activity. Gene Ontology annotation, biological process: immune response.
AUGAAGUUCGUGCCGGCAGGCGUCGUGCCCUUCGUGGCCCUGCUGCUGCUGCAGAGGCGGCCGGUGGCCGGCCGGGCGCUGCUGGUGACCGGCUCCGGCUGUCCCGGCCACGGCUUGUGCCGCUCCAACGUCCAGGAGCAGACCCGCAGGCAGGUGGCCGUGCUCAACGCCACUGCCCAGGAACUCUUCAGCCUCUAUCUGAAGUGCCAGGGAGAACCRUUCAGCAGCGAGACCGACAAGCUCUGCAACCCCGCCGGGAUCUUCUUCCCCGCGUUCCGCGUCAACCGGACGAGCGAGAGGAAGGAGGUGAUGGUGGCCAUGUACAAGCUCUUCGCCUUCCUCAACGCCUCGCUGGGGAACAUCACGCGCGACCAGGAGGAGCUCAACCCCAUGGCCAAGGAGCUCCUCGAGCGGCUCCACAACACCACCAAGACCACCCGAGGCCUCAUCUCCAACCUCACCUGCCUCCUCUGCAAGAACUACAACAUCUUCCAGGUGGACGUCAGGUACGGGGACAGCUCCAAGGGCAAGAGUGCCUUCAAGAAGAAGCAGCAGGGCUGCCAGGUGCUCAGGAAGUACGUGCAGGUGAUCGGCCAGGCGGCACGUGUGCUCCUACCUCAUCUCAGCCCCUCAUGARCACCUGCCCCAGCUACUCUGCCUCCCCAAUUCCCGCCUUCCUAUUUAUUACCCGGAYCCUGCGCUGGCCCCGUCUGGCCUCCGGUAACUUAUUGCCCCUUGAAGGGGUGAAGGUUGCAGCCUGGAGUCCUGGCAGGAGCAGAGCCAGCAUCCAGCGGGACAAGGCAGUGCGUCGCUGAGGAGAUGCUGGGGCGUGGGCUGGUCCCGGGAUGUGCCUCAGCCAUCCCUGUGCUCCCAGAGGGUGUGGAGAGCUGUGGGGCUGGCGGCAGGGCCGGACUCUGUCCCACAUGGAUGUUGUCCAGCAUGGAGAGAAACUGGACAGACACCCUYGAGCAGCGCCUGGAAGCUGCCACUGCUCUGGAAAAAGGACUGCGAGGAAGGACAUUGGGAUGCAGUGGCUGCCAGGGACACGGGGACACGGGGACACACUCCCCCUGCACAUUUUAAGGCUGGGCUCCCCUGGAAGGAGCCGAACUGAGGGUCCCAGUGGCUGUGGUGGCUGGGGCCAGGUCCCACCGUCUGGGACAAGGCCACCCGUGGGGGACAGAGCGGGCGGUCCCCCCACUGUGGAGCAUCACCCCCCGCGCGGGCACGGCGGGGCAUGGAGUGUCCUCUCCUUUGGAAAAAUGCUUUUCCCAUUGGAAGAGCUCUGAAUGUACUGACGGCCAAGCUGGGCUUUGCACAGCUGGA